AUGACUACGGUCUCUAGUGACAUGCAAGGCGCAGAUCCUGUGCCCGUAGUCCCUCUCCCUGUUGACACCAAUCGCAUGCACUUUGCUUCGAUAUCGUCCUCGUCAUCUUCUAUUUCCGACGGCGAACCUGAGCGCGGUCGCUCAAGAUUGGAUCGUCCCCGCAUGGCCAGCCGUAAACCUAGUGCGUCUAUUCUCGUGCCACGAGAUCACCCUGAGAUUGAGAUUGAGGAGGAGGAGUUUCCUCCAGACGAUGCUCGAGCCAUGAGUCCUCGUCGUGAUUCCGCUGAUGUUGAGCGCUUGGGCAAGGAAGCUCGCCAAACCUUGCAAGAACAAGCCAAAACUCUACAAUCAUCAUUACAAGCCUUAGCGCAACGCAUUGAAGAAGUCAAAAGUGACCAUGACAAACUCGAAAGCGAGAACCGAUAUUUACAAGACUACAUUGGAAGCUUGACGCAAACCAUAUCCAAGUCCGAGAUCACUUCUACGACCGCGGGAAAGACGAAGAAGAAUCGCAAGUAG
This is a messenger RNA of Talaromyces atroroseus, 519 nucleotides long. RefSeq lists its product as hypothetical. The record is from RefSeq and is a predicted model, not a curated record. Bases 1 to 519 code for a protein of 172 amino acids. Gene Ontology annotation, cellular component: trans-Golgi network. The transcript has 2 exons. NCBI's taxonomy places the organism in Eukaryota, Fungi, Ascomycota, Eurotiomycetes, Eurotiales, Trichocomaceae.